AUAGCAUGAGGAGCUGUCCGCGGUGCUGAAAGCAGACUCACAGAGAGACAGAGAGAGGCUCAGCUCACCCCCGAGCCUCCACACGAACUACUAACACAAGGCGUCACCAUGUCGUCACUCCCAGCAGGCAAACCUUUCCUCAUCUGCUGCACCCACUUCCUCCUCCUCGUCUUCUUCGCCUCCUCUGACGUUCAGGGGGCUUCUCUCAGGGAGCACCGACAGCGAGGGAGUGAAUCCCCGAGAGGAGACGUCCUGCAGGCUCCCAACGACGACAUGCUCAAAGCUUUGGAGUACAUCCAGAGCCUCCGUCAAAGGAGCGGCACGAGCAUGGGUUACGACGCCGGCCAUAUGGACGACGCCGAGAAGCUGCGGGCCAUGCUGAGACUGGCUCCGAAAGAGGAAGAGGAGGAGGAGGAGGAUGAAGGCAGGGAGGAUAAGAGUGAGGAGCUGCUGCAGGCUGUGCUCAGCACCCUCGAGGAGUCGGAGAAAGCCUCAAAGCAGACGCCACUUCGCCCCAGGGUGCAAAUCAGCAUCAAGCCCCACAAAAAGAUGCCGCUGAUGUUUGAGGAUGAGGAAGAGGGCGAGGGGGACGAGGAGGAAGAGGAGGAAGAGCCGGAUCUGGCACCUUUCAAACGCACAAACGAGAACGUGGAGGAGAAGUACACGCCGCAGAAUCUGGCGACGCUGCAGUCCGUGUUCGACGAGCUAGACAAGCUGACCAGCAGGAAGACCAAAAGACAGGAGGAGAAGGACAUGGACGAGGAUGAGGACAUGUUCAACGUGAGGAACGUGGCGUAUGAUGACGUAGGAGGGGAUCUUGCAGACUGGGGAGAAGGGGAGGAAGAGGAGGAGGACAAACAGGAGGUGGACCGAGGCCUCGAUUAUGACGAAGAAGCGGACGAUCAGGAGGAGGAAAGCUACCCGGUCAAGAGGUCGAAAGACACGGAUGAUGUCGCCAAUCUGGUAGACUAUUACCUCCUGAAAGUGCUGGAGAAAACUGAGGUAGAGGAGCACAAGAGAGCGAUAGAGGAAGAGGAGAAGAAGAGGGACAACAUAGAUCCGAGGACCAUCUACCAGCUCAUACAGAUCUCCCAAAAAUACCAAAUCCCACCGGAGGACCUGGUGGACAUGCUGAAAACCGGAGAGACGACGAAGCCACGAAAGCCCUCUCCGGUUUCCCCGAAGAAGACACACAAAAUUCCCGAAGAGACAUAUUAUAACAGACGCUUUCCUGACAGGCAGAAGACCCCGGAGGAGCGGCGGACGGAGGAGAUCCUGAGCAUCCUGGGAUUAGGAGGCGUUGAAGACAAAGCUCCCGUCAGGACGCAGUACUCCUCGCCGUCACGAUUUCACACCCAACCUCCGAGGCGUUCAGGGGAAUCCUCUCCCACGCAACCGAGACGCCUCCCCUCCAUCACUCUGAAGGACGACUACGACGACACGUUGGACGAGGACGAGCUGGCGGCGUACUUAGCAGCUCAGAUGCUCGCUCAGUACCCCAAUAACAAAAACAGAAACAACAAGGUGAGCCAAAAGCGGGAGGAACAGAGCGCCGCCGGCUCCUUUGAGCAGGCCAUACAGGCGUACUUUGAUCAAAUAGACAAAAACGACAAGAGACAAACAGAGGAGGAGACGGAGGAUGAGGAGGAGGAGGACCAGACGAAAGGCUUUGAUAAUGAGGCGGUGAUGAAAUUAAUGAGCUACCUGAACCCAGACACAGAGGAGAGCGACGCCACAACUGAACAGGAGAAAUAGAGCCUGGAGAUAGAUGUACAGCUGAUAUAUAUAUAUUGUUUUGGUGGAGGGAGAGCGGGGGAAUAAAGUAUUUUGGAGAAUAAAAUAAAAUGCAGUUCUGUAGGUUUACAAAAGUUCCUAUUUAUUAGCAGAGAUGUGAGUGUUCAGACAUUCAUUUGUUUUUUUAAACCAUCUGUACAUGUGACUCACCAGCCUUUCACACACACGUACACACACAUACACAAAUCAGUGUUGGAUCCUCUAGAUUCACUUGUGGGUUUUUUUUGGUAAUUCUUUCCUAAAUGUGGUCAUAUGUGACAUUCCUGGGGUUAAUAAAGCAUUGACUUUAUUUUUUCCUU
Messenger RNA from Eleginops maclovinus (Patagonian blennie), 2093 nucleotides. RefSeq names its product secretogranin II a (gene scg2a). Lineage: Eukaryota; Metazoa; Chordata; Actinopteri; Perciformes; Eleginopidae. The record is from RefSeq and is a predicted model, not a curated record. The transcript is spliced from 2 exons. Bases 109 to 1755 code for a protein of 548 amino acids. Gene Ontology annotation, cellular component: secretory granule.